Microbotryum saponariae is the source of this 1604-nucleotide messenger RNA. The record is from the annotation of a GenBank genome assembly. Lineage: Eukaryota; Fungi; Basidiomycota; Microbotryomycetes; Microbotryales; Microbotryaceae.
AUGACGAGGCUCAUGGACGCCAAAAAACACGUACUGGUUCUUCCUGAAGGUAUAUGGUCUCUCGUGCCGAUUUGCUAUCAUCGACUGCAACUGACGCUUUUCAUCUCCGGCCGAUUCGUGCUUGGGGCAGGUGUAGCCUCGGGGGAGGAAGGCGUGCGCCAUCAUCGGUUUCUGAGCUUACCGCAUCCUCGAACGGGUACGUGCAAGCUCGAGGAUACGGAGCACGAGAGCUACCUAGCUCAACCACUCGUUUCAUCGCCCGCGCAGGUCGUUCUUCGCUCUUCCUCGUGGACCCGUCCGGCCGAGGCGCCCUGUUCGAAGUCCAACGAGUCGACCAGGCAGGCACGCCGAGGACGUGGUUCGUAGAUCAGGAAGUUGUGAAUGGUACGUGCCUACGCCAUAUUCCCUCGUCCGUUAGUUCGCUACCUGAAACUUGUUCGCAUCCCCACAGACGGCUCCCUCCUCCUCCUCACCCCCUUCGACCCCCUAUUCCUCCUCAUCUCCUACCUUUCCCUCCUCUCUCCCAAAUUCCUGCCCUACCAAGACCUCUGGGAAACCGUCCUUCUCCAACUCUCAAUUCUCGAUCCUUCGCAACGAACGCCCACGGACGAUGAAAAACUUGCUUCGACCCUGACGGAGGAUGUCGGCGUUCUAAGUCGACUGGGGUGUGUAGAGGCGAGGUUGAAGGCGGUAUGUGAGAAGCGAGGUACGUUUUAUUGAAGGGCAUUUUCCCCGAACGAGGGCGGGUUCGCCGCAAGGAGAAACUGAAGAAGGGUCGGUGGCAACUUUUGCUCAGAACACGCCGAGCUUCAACUCUUUCGCCUGUCUCCCGAUCUGGUCCUUCAAGAACUGAAACGCAAAAUCGAUGGACUCGUCGAUCCAGAGGGAGGGAUCUUCGAACAAACCACCACCAAAGACGCAGUUCCUAAACCGGAGGAAGAAGCAGCAGCGAACGAGAAUGAACAGCCCAAGGCCGGGAAGGAAAGCAGCGAGACCCAAGUGGCGCCUCAGCAGUUCCCUACUUUGCUUCAUUCGCUCGUUAGGGAAGGUUGCGGUUCGGACCCGGGGUUCAGUAAGGAGAUUCAAAGAGGUCAGUAGGGAUCGCAACUUUUCCUCCGUUUCGAGGGUUUCAAGUUUGGAGCUGAUCGUACCCCGUCUAUUGUGCCCUUCAGAGGCCCGCCAACGCGUCGCCUGCAGCUUGGUCGGUAAUUACUUACCCCUGGCCACGUCGACGUUAUUAAGCAAAGCAUAUCCGUAUGUUGCUCCCACUCGUCCCACACCCUAAACACUGAUAUUAACCCUCCCCACCUCCCAAACGCAGUUGUCCCAACCUCGACACCCACCUCACCUCCCUACAAUCGUCCUCCGUUCUCUCCGCGACCUAUCAUCCCGGUCGAGCGUCCACCUCCGGCGGUGGAAUCGGUAGCGGCGCAGGCACGGCCGGGGCGGUCGCAAAGGCCAAGAAAUUGGCCAGUAAAGGUUCGAUGGGCGUGGAACAGUUGAAAAAGGUCUCUACGAAGGGGAUGAAAAAGUUGGAUAGCUUCUUCUUCAAGCAACCUGCGCCGACGGGGGCGAAGGGGGUGAAGAGGAAGGUGGAGGAGUAG